Rosa chinensis is the source of this 2183-nucleotide messenger RNA. RefSeq lists its product as uncharacterized. The coding region runs from base 1035 to 1856 and encodes 273 amino acids. The transcript has 2 exons. The record is from RefSeq and is a predicted model, not a curated record. Lineage: Eukaryota; Viridiplantae; Streptophyta; Magnoliopsida; Rosales; Rosaceae.
UGCCGAAUUUGUGCUGUGGCUAAUCACUAUCCUGGGGGAAGGCUGACUGUUUUGGUAGACAAAGUUGCAUCUGGCUUUCCAAAUAGCCCAACAGGUGAAGCUAAUCAUGCGGGGUUGCGGUACAACUUGACUCGUGAGGAAGAGUGUCGGGUAGCACGCAUCAGAGGUUGCUGGCGGAAUCGCAACUUGUUGGACUUCCGUCUCCUUAGCGGGUGGGAGUUGUUGGUGGCUCAACAAUUGACGCGUGCCGUUGGUAAGUAAUCUCAGCUGUAUCGUACCUUUGGUGAGGUUGUCCCAUGCUAACUGGCCUGGCACUAAUUUUUGUAGAGACUCCGCCGGGAAACAAGGCUAGCCGCGACGCAUUUGCAAAAGCCAUGGACCGCGCUGAAAUCGACAACUUCCUUGAAGCCAUGUAUGCUUCCGGGAUGGCGGCACAAAAGACGGUGGUGGACCCAGAGACACUGGCGCUGAGCCAGUCAGAGGUUCCUGUGGUGCUGCCAAUGCCGCACCACUCCCAUCUUGGUGGUGAUGGGCUGCCCGCCGUUCAGGCGGGGACCUGCGGGGCGAGUGAAGCGGCGCCGAGGAAAGAGAGGGCGCCGGCCCUGCGGCGCGGCAUGGCGAAGAAAGCGGUGCGCCCCACAGAAUGUGUUACCAUAGCGGGGUUGGCGCCGCCGGCGGGGGGUUUGAGGCCUGCCGUUGCUGGGAGCACGCGGGUGCUCCAGCGAAAACGCCGCCAGCCGGACUCCGGUGGGGAAGAGGAGGAAGUGGAGGUAACGGGGGCCCGAGAGUAGCCGAAGAAAUCGAGGCAGGCCCCGCCUGAGGCUGUUGCUGACGUGGCGAAAGAGGUGGGUGCGAGCGGCCUGGACUCGUUUGCUGCCUACGCCGAGUUCCUCAACGACGGUGAGCGGGACUUCCUGUAUCACCUCUGCGAGCGGCUGGGGUUCGACGGCCUGGAAUGAAUUGUUCGGUCGACCGCUGUCAGCGAGUCGCCCUUCAGCACAGCCUUUGGGCACGUCGCCGUUGGGCUUCACGAGAUGUUCCAGGCGGCGUCCAAGCAGCCCCUGGUUGAGAGGGAGCUGAGGGAGGAAGUGGCGAGCCUCCAGAGGGACUUGGGGAAGACCCAGGAGAAGUUGGCUGACGUCGAGCGACGUCUGACAAAGGCCGACUGUGAUGCGGCGGAUGCCAGGGGCAAGCUGAACGUUGCUAUUGAGCGGCACCUGGAUCAGAAUGAGCAGUAUGCGAAGCUGGAGCAGGAUAUGUCUCUGGUGCGGGACCGGGUGACCACGAAGGAGAAGAAAAUUGAGAUCCUUCAGCGGGAGUCUGCCGCUAAACAAGCGGAAAUCAAGCGGCUGGAGGGUGAAGUCGCUCGCUUGGAGGCUGAGGGAAGCCGUGCUGCGGCUGCCGCUGUUGAAUCGUACAAGCAGUCGGCGGAGCACAAGAAAGCGUUGAACGACGCAGCCAAGGCCGGUGCCCUGGCCAAUGUGGAGAUGUUGCGGCAGAAAGGCGCCAUUGACUGGGCGAAAGCGGCAAUGCCGGUCGUGCAGCCAAGUAAGGAAGCGCCGCCGACAACAAGUACCGCUCCUACUGCCGCCCCUGGUCCCGGAGUCCGCUUGGGUAGCGGGGAGAGUGGCGAGCCUCCAAAAGGCGACUCCCAACGGACGCCUACGCAGUCCGAGGCGUCCCGCGCUGGGUUCUUGGCGGCCCACACCUGGGCGGAUGGCACAAUAGAGACUCCCAGUCCCACAGCCCGAGGGUCCGACCAGACGAGCCGCUCCCAUCCUCCGCAGGCCGCCGGUGGAACUGCUGAAGGUAGCGGGGCCGACCUGACAAACCCUGCCAACCCCGCCAACCCCUAAAUAGGAGUAGGAAAGUUUUUUUUUUUUUGUAGCCGCUGAGGCAUAAAUGAUGUAACUUAGUUUGAGAUCAAUGAAAUUUGCUGGCACCCAAAUUCCUAGUGUUUCUUUUUGUUUGUGAUAAUGUGUGUGCCGCUAGAGGUCUUGAUACUUGCUUUUGGUCAUGAAUGAAACAUUAAAGGAAUUAAAAUUGGUCCAAGUGCACAAUGUAGCCGACGUAGUCCGCUGACUGGCGUUGCGAGUUGCCCUCAGUGCUAGACUUGGGAACAAUGGUUUGAAUAAUUCCUUGUUUCAUUGAUAGCUGUCUGAACAGCGACUUGGUACCAACCU